Molecule: messenger RNA, 6160 nt
Organism: Nyctereutes procyonoides (raccoon dog)
Lineage: Eukaryota; Metazoa; Chordata; Mammalia; Carnivora; Canidae
Gene: DSG2
Product: desmoglein 2
Exons: 15
Coding region: 695-4123 (1142 amino acids)
Biological process (GO): homophilic cell-cell adhesion
Cellular component (GO): desmosome; plasma membrane
Molecular function (GO): calcium ion binding
Source: RefSeq, a predicted model, not a curated record
AACGGUCCACCUGGAAAAAAAAAUGUCAUAAUAAAUUAGCAGACAAUUGCCCAAACAGGAGGUCUACUUUCAAGGCAUAUAGUAAUGUUCAUAAUGACCAUUAUGAAUUAAAAAAAUCGUUAACCACAAAUGUCCUUAGAGAAGCUAAAUAUCACUGCGAUAUUUAAAGCUAAAUUAUCAAGAACAAUUUUUCCCAUUGCCUUUUUUGUAUCAACAUUUUGCUAAGCUGGUUUGCUUAGCAUUUGAACAUAUUUCUGUCUAAUAAAAUUUCUAAGUGGGAACUAGAGAGGGAGAUGAAAUUCAAAUUAGGUCCACUGCCAAAACAAAAAACGUUAAGCAAAAACAAAAAAAUUGUCCAACUCAAAUAAAACAGGUUUAAAAACAAACAUCUUCCUAAAGUGCUCAGGCACUAGAAACAUUUUGAAUCUCUCUUCUUAUAUCUGAAAGACUGCUUCAAAUCUCCAAUUCCCUGAUGUAUAUAGAUGUAACUGCGUUAAUUAAAUUAUUAUUCAUCAUAUCAAGAGAUUUUCAAUUACUUUUGUUACAAAAAUGAAGUUACUGCACAGACAUAUCUGCCACUCACAAUAUCUAACCGGGGGUUUCAAGAACACCAUUAUAACUUUUAGUCAGCACAGCUCAUGUAAACAUGUCCUCCAAAGCAGUGGUUCCCCAUAUUUUUUUUUCUCCAUGACAGAUGACAUUUGCAAGCUCACAUCAUCCUGUGCACAAGAUCAUCUUGAGGCUGUGCUGGCCUUCCCAGCUGGAAUCAACUCUCUCCACAGAGAUGGAAGUCAAAAUGCAAAUCUGCUUUUACUUUGGAAAUGGACUCCAUUUGGAGGUCUUAAACGCAAGAAAUGGAAAUACUCUGCUUCCUAAACACAGACACUUAGUGCGGCAAAAGCGUGCCUGGAUCACCGCCCCUGUGGCUCUUCGGGAAGGAGAGGAUCUGUCCAAAAGGAAUCCAAUUGCCAAGAUACAUUCUGAUGUGGCAGAAGAAAGAGGACUAAAGAUUACAUACAAAUACACUGGAAAAGGGAUCACAGAGCCACCUUUUGGUGUGUUUGUCUUUAAUAAAGACACGGGAGAAUUGAAUGUUACCAGGAUUCUUGAUCGAGAAGAAACACCAAGUUUUCUGCUAAUUGGUUAUGCUUUGGAUGAAAAAGGAAACAACCUCGAGAAACCAUUAGAACUCCGCAUUAAGGUUCUUGAUAUCAAUGACAAUGAGCCAGUGUUCACACAAGAUGUCUUUGCUGGGUCUAUUGAAGAACUGAGUGCAGCAGAUACCCUUGUGAUGAAAAUCAGUGCCACAGAUGCAGAUGAGCCCAAUACCCUGAAUUCUAAAAUUUCCUACAGAAUUGUGUCUCAGGAGCCUACUUAUCCACCAGUGUUCUACCUAAAUAAAGACACAGGCGAGAUUUAUACAACCAGUUUCACAUUGGACAGAGAGGAACACAGCAGCUAUACUUUGACAGUGGAAGCAAGAGACGGCAAUGGACAAAUAACAGAUAAACCAGUAAAACAAGCUCAAGUUCAGAUUCGUAUUUUGGAUGUCAAUGACAAUAUACCUGUAGUCAAAAAUGAAAUGAAUGAAGGGGUGGUUGAAGAAAACCAAGCCAAUGUAGAAGUUAUGCGCAUAAAGGUGUUCGAUGCGGAUGAAAUUGGCUCUGAUAAUUGGUUAGCAAAUUUUACAAUCGUAUCAGGAAAUGAAAUGGGUUAUUUCCACAUAGAAACUGAUACUCAAACUAAUGAAGGAAUCGUCACCCUUAUUAAAGAAGUAGAUUAUGAAGAAGUGAAAAAUCUUGAUUUCAGCAUUGUUGUCACUAACAAAGCAGCUUUUCACAAAUCAGUCAAGAAUAAAUAUAAGCCUACAUCCAUCCCCUUCAAAGUAAAGGUGAAAAAUGUGAAAGAAGGUAUUCAUUUUAAAAGUAGCACUGUCUCCGUUCAUGUUAGCGAGAGCAUGGAUAAAUCAAGCCAAAGCCAGAUAAUUGGAAAAUUUCAAGUUUUUGACGAAGACACUGGACAACAAGCCCAUGUAAAAUAUGCCAAAUUGGAAGAUAUAGACAACUGGAUCUCUGUGGAUUCUGUUACAUCUGAAAUUAGACUUGUAAAAAUUCCUGAUUUUGAAUCCAGAUAUGUCCAAAAUGGUACAUACACUGCAAAGAUUUUGGCAAUAUCCGAAAGUUAUCCAAGAAAAACCAUCACUGGCACUGUUGUUAUCACAGUGGAAGACAUCAAUGACAAUUGUCCCACACUGGUCGACCCUGUGCAAAAUAUCUGCGAUGAUGUGCAGUAUGUGAAUGUGACCGCAGAGGAUCUGGAUGGACCCCAAAACAGUGGGCCUUUCAGUUUCUCCAUCAUUGACAAACCGGCUGGAAUGGCAGAAAAAUGGCAAAUAGUGCACCAAGAUAGUACCAGUGUGCUACUGCAACAAAAAGAGCAAAAGCUUGGGCGAAGUGAAAUUCAGUUUCUGAUUUCAGAUAGUCAGGGCUUCAGUUGCUCUGAAAAGCAGGUGCUUCAGCUCACAGUUUGUAAGUGUCUGGAUGGCAGUGGUUGUGUAGAACCUCUGCGUGGCACAUAUGUUGGCCUGGGACCCGCCGCAAUUGCACUAAUAAUUUUUGCCCUUCUGCUGUUGCUACUUGUACCACUCUUACUGCUGAUGUGCCACUGUGGAGAAGGCGCCAAGGGCUUCACCCCCAUUCCUGGCACUAUAGAGAUGCUGCAUCCUUGGAAUAACGAAGGGGCGCCACCUGAAGACAAGGUGGUACCAUUGCACUUAACGGCAGAUCAUGGAGAGAGUGUAGCAGCAGACAUCAGACUGGGAGUGGUAACUACCAAGGAAACCACAAAAGAAAGUAGCUCUGCCCUCAUCAAAGACCAUCAUGAGAUGUCUGAGAUUGAUGGAAGAUGGGAAGAACACAGAAGCCUUAUUUCUGGUGGAGUUACCCAAGUGACAGGAACAACAGGAGCCAACAUAGGUGCUGAAGCUCUAAGGAUCACAAAAGCCACAGGGUCUUCCAGAGACUUGGCUGGAGCUCAAGUGGCUGCUGCUGCAGUGAACGAAGAAUUCUUAAAAAGUUACUUCACUGAGAAAGCUGCCUCUUACACUGAUGAAGAUGACAUUCACACAGGCAAAGAUUGCCUUCUGGUUUAUUCUCAGGAAGACACUGCAUCUCUCCAUGGUUCCAUUGGCUGCUGCAGUUUUAUUGAAGGAGAACUUGACGAUGGCUUUCUAGAUGAUUUAGGGUUUAAAUUCAGGACACUAGCUGAAAUUUGCUUGGGUCAAAAAAUAGAUAUGGAUGUGGAAAUGGAGCAGAGACAAAAGCAUGCGGGAGAGUCAAGUAUGAAAGCAGCUUCACAUUCAUUCAGCGAGCAAACUAAUAUUAAUUCGGAGAAUGCUUACUUCUCUGGUAGUAGCUUUCAAGUUCCAAAACCUGUGGAUGAAGCAAAUGCAGAGAAAGUAACUCAGGAAAUAGUCACUGAAAGCUCUGUAUCUUCUAGGCAGGGUCACAAGGUAGCUACGCUGCUCCCUGAUCCACUGGCUUCUGGUAACGUUGUAGUGACAGAAACUUCCUAUGGUACAGGCUCCACUAUGCCACCGAGCACUGUAGUCCUAGGCCCUGGCCAGUCCCAGGCCCUAAUUGUGACAGAGCGUGUGUAUGCUCCAGCCCCUCCCUUGGUAGAGCAGCGCUAUGCUAACGACACCAAUGUCAUGGUUACCGAGACAAUAAUACAGCCUAACGGGGGCUUCCCUGGUCCUCUGGAAGGUACGCAGCAUCUGCCAGAUGGACGUUAUGUUGUGGUGAGGGAGAGAGAGAGCUUUCUUGCCCCCAGAUCAGGUGCACAGCCCACCCUGGCCAUGCCCGGUGUAGCUGUAGGACAGAACAUGACAGUGACAGAAAGGGUGCAAACCCCUGCCUCCAGUUACUGGAUUCCUGCCCAAACCUCUGUGAUGGCCAGAAAGACAGAGGUUUCUGGAGCUGGAGUCCGUGGCCCCCUGCCAAAUUGCAGUUUAGAGGAGUCCGGUCAUUCUAAUUCUAUGCUAACCGGUCAUUCUAAUUCUACGCUAACCGCAUCCUCCACCAGGGUCUCCAAGCACAGCAUCGUGCAGCAUUCUUACUCCUAAACCACAGCAUACCACAGCCCGACCCAGAGUUUAGCUGGCAGUGACUGGUUUUCGUGUUUUCAACGAGCCUGUCUUUUGAUGAGCCUGUAGACAUGAGAGAUGUACACCCUGGGCUUGAAACUCCUCUCAAUCACUAAUGCCCAACAGGUUGCCCUGUGCCAGCCCUAGAUUGCACUGCAGAGAUGCUCAGGGCUCCCUGAUGGCUGCGUCCCGAUGCUGUGUCUUAAGUGCCUUUUAGUGAGUUAUGACCAAACAAUAUUCACAAAGCAAGUUAAGUAGAGAAUCAGUCCAACUUGUAAGAGUUUAUACCAAAUGGACACAGAGUAUCCAGUGCCUUAGCUCUCCAGUAGAGUCACCCAUAAACCUGAGUGGGCCCUUUGCGUCCUGCAGUGGUGUUUCCCAUUGCCGUUCUAUAUUCUAGACCAUACUGCUCCUGGCAGAUUACUGACACCUCAUUUAUCCAAAAAUAAGCGUGCAGUCUGGACAACUGUUUUGUUCAUUUUCUUUAAGAUGAGAAGCCUGGCCUUUUGAAUCUGUCUUAGGUUGAUUGAGUUUUGGAACAUUGACAUGAUAAAGAAUACACAUUGUAUUUCUCUGGGCUUGUGUGUUGUAUAACCUUAAAAAUAGCAUUAUUGCUUCCCUGUGUCUCCGCAAAGUUGUGAAGAUAUGGAACACUUCAAAUUCAGCUGAAUAAUCCAGGGAAACAUUAACAAAUAUAAAAUCAUUUUACUUUUUAUAAUAAUAUAGUAUUUUUUAAAACUCAGGAUACAUUAUCUUCUAAUUUUGUACAGCUAAUUAACCACUAGACUGGAUUCUCCACUGUGAUAAGAACUUGCCUGUUUCAGCACUAUAUAUCCUCAGCACAUAACAUGAGUGCCAAAUAAAUAUCUGUGGAAUUAAACCAAAUUUUAGAAAUCAUCCUCUUUUAUUUACAAUUGCAGAAAAUACUAGAAAAUCGUAUAAUAUCAGUAAUUGUGAUUUUGAAAUUAUGAUUUUUAUUCUAUGUCCCAAAGUCCCUGACUGUCCAGUCAUGACUUACUGUGAAUAUUAAAUAUUCAGUUGAACAAUUGACCUGAAUUUGUACAACAUCCUUGCCUUUCAUUUUGAAAACUUAUUUGGAUGCUUCGGCUUCUAAGUAUAUUGUACUUUUAUGACUCCUUGAAAAAAAUAGUGCAUAUAAGGUUUUGAAAUAUAUGUGCAUAGCAGUAUGUGGAUAUAGCUUAUGUGAAUAUUUCCCACAACAAAAUAAUUUUCAUAAAUUUUAAAGACUGUAAUUUUGUGAUUUUUUUCAAGGUAUUUUGAUAGGGAAAUGAAUCUUGAAAAGUUCUUUUUUUAGACAUGUUUUUGACUUGAGUUACGUUAUACAAGAGAUUGGUAUGUUUUACGUUUACUAUCUAUGAGUAGGGAUCCCUGGGUGGCGCAGCGGUUUGGCGCCUGCCUUUGGCCCAGGGCGUGAUCCUGGAGACCCGGGAUCAAAUCCCACGUCGGGCUCCCGGUGCAUGGAGCCUGCUUCUCCCUCUGCCUGUGUCUCUGCCUGUCUCUCUCUCUGUAUGUCUAUCAUAAAAAUUAAAAAAAAAAAGUCUGAGAAAGAAUCAGAACUUUAAAAAAAAAAAAAUCCUUUACUAUCUAUGAGUAAAAGGCAAGUAUCUUUAAAUAUUGUAAGUGUGUGGCCAAGAUGAAGGUCAAUCUUCCGUGAUCUAAAUUUUUUACUCUCUACUUAGUAAUUGUUGCUUUUUCUUUUCUCUUUUAUACGUAGUAGUUAUAUUUUGCUAUGUAUGAAACAGGAAUUUCACUACUGUGUGAAAUGUGAAUAGGACCUGUAUACUCCAAAAAUCCAAACUUGGUUUUAACUGUCCUCCUUGGACAGAUGGAGAAAACCUAACCUGUCUCUUGUAUGUAGCAGAGUCAUGUUUUUUAAAUGGUUUUUUGUACCUGAAAUGGUGAUUUGUAUUAGGUUUUACAUUUGUUCCUUGGGAAAUGAUAUUUGUAUAUGCAUCAUCAUAAAAUAUUUAAAUAAAAAGAUGACCUUUAGAGCAA